Messenger RNA from Porites evermanni, 14846 nucleotides. The record is from the annotation of a GenBank genome assembly. NCBI's taxonomy places the organism in Eukaryota, Metazoa, Cnidaria, Anthozoa, Scleractinia, Poritidae.
AGCAUAUCGAUCUUUUUCGAUAGUGAAAUUUUUAAAAUCCAGCUGGCUUAAAAAACUCUUACCAUUUCUACUGUCUGUUUACAAAUUCUUUGUAAAGGUAUGAUUUAAUUGUUUAUUCAAUUUAAACUCUUGAGCUACCGUAGUUUAAUUAGUUUUUUCACUUACUAUCACCAUGAUCACAGUUCAUUGACCCGGAUUAUAAAUUGAUUAUUUAAUACAGUUUUGCAUAAUUAUCGUGCGUGCAUGGCCGGCACACUUAAACGUUUUAGUCAAGUAAACUUUCUAUUAAUAUAAACAAAGAAAGCAUUAGAUCGAAGACAGAGUUGUAAGAAAGGCUCAAAGAUCCUAUAUUUUAUUAUCCAUAGGUUUUCUUUUCACCAUAGCCUCAAAACAUAGUGAGACGCACAUUUCCUCACACAAAACUUGAAGUUGAAGCAAUCAAACACCUACUUUCUUGCUAAGAGCUGUAUUGCUGGGACAAUCCGGCAAGUGUAGGGAUGACAGAGCUGGGGGGGAGGGGGGUGGUGCUAUAUUCCCAAGAGGGGAAUCUUCUAAGCCUCCUCACCUCAAGAAACAAAUCAAUACCCCCCACCCCCCGAAAAAAAACUUGUAAAAAUGUUUUGCCAUUCAUGGAGUGAGUAGAAAAAUGAAGCAGACAUUGUAUAUACCACACUAGAGUGAUAUAUCAAUAAGGAUCAUCCUUUAUGAUCCUAAACUGGAGAGAUUAUCUUGUUACUAAACUGACAAGGCAACAGUUAUCCCACCUCUAAAAAGAUUUUAAAGUAAAAGAGAAUAAGGCAAAGCUUUCCUCAUACUGCAUGAUGAUUCAGCUGAAAUGACGUGACAAGUGGUAGCCCUGUGCUGGCUAAAUUAGGGCUGCUAAUAGCACUACUGAUAAAGUCUGGUGUCAGUUACCCUGGAAUGAUUUAGGUUCAUACAAGUGCUGGGAGGCUGCAGUGGAAGAUCUAAUGGGGGGGGGACCACCCUACUUAUAAGCAAGACUAGACUGAGACUCACAAACCUCAAGACCCCCCCCCCCACCCCCCUUCUCCAUUGCUUACUUUUAGUUCUGGAUCUGCUGCUGUGGCCUUAUACCUGGAAAUUCUUCUUUUCUCUUGUGGGGCCUCUACAGCAAGGGUCCUCAUAGAAGAUAACUUAUAUCCUUAAAAAAAAUUAAUUAAUAUUAGCCUAUGGGCUUUUCAAAUGUUCUUUUUGAUAAUAUUGGGGUUUUCCUCUAUCACUUAAAAAUAUUAAUUUGCUGUCUACACCACUUUUCCAGGGUAUGGAACUUUUAAGAGAACUCUACCAUGUUUUGCUUGCUGUUGCUUUUUUUGUGAGUUCAACAUUGGGUGCCAAGGAUAAAGAGCUUUAUUGCGGUGGUAAGUUUUACAUGCCAACCAUCAUAAAUUUCAGAUUAAAGCUAACUCCGUCAGAGAUCAGCACUCUCAGUACUGGGCCAAACUUUUUGUGAAGAAUUGUCCAUUUUUUAAGCAAAUUGAGAUUGGUAAAAUUGCUCAAAAAUGGCAGGGAAAGGACCUAAACCAGGGGUAGUUACCAUUCACAUGGAAAAACUGGAAAGUCUGGUUGGAAAAUGGGUCACACCAUCUUGUUUGGGAAGGUACAGGAAAUAUGGGCUGCGAUUUGAGGGGAUGCUUUUUUUAGUCAUUUUAGUCUGUUCAGCAAAUUUGUUUACACUGUGUAGUAGUUCAUACUCCCUGCACAUCACUUUUUAUUGUUAUAUUUUUAUGCACAAAAUUGGGUUUGUGAAAAUGGUAAGCACCCCAGGUGUUCAUCCAAUGCAAUUAUCAUUCGUUGCAAAUUUUUCUGCCUUUUCAUUGGCCAACAGCCCACCACGUGACCUGCAAAUAACUGCCUACAAAUAAUGGUCUGCUCAUGCUCAAUGUCAUCGAACUUUGUUUCGCUGCAAAUGAUAUUCUGCUCAUGUGUAAAUGAAACCACACUUUUCUCCUUCUUGUGAUGGCUCUUGCGGGAUAAUGGCAGAUCGCUUCCCUUCCCGAAGAUUGUAGUCCUUAAAAAACAAACUUGGUGAUCGAAUGAUAAAAGAAUAUUAUUGAACUUGGUUAUCGCAAAAUAUCGUGAUUUGUCAUUGUCUGGCAGAUAAAUUAUUAGCCUCAGCCUUCGGCUUUGGCAAAUAAUUCAUCUGCUUGCCACUGACAAAUCACAAUAGUUUGCUCGACCUCGUCCAAUAAUUGUUAAUUGUCUGUGAUAAGAGAUUUGACUUUCAGAGGUUCAUAGCUGUUAACUUCUCAGACAAUUACAAUAGAAGAUAAUGGCAGUAAGAAAACACAUAUCUUAAAAGGCCCCUUAAGUCACUCAGUAUCUUAUGUAAAUAGUUCUUCUUUUGUUUCAAACACUACUGCAAUGCAAUUUCAAAUAAGGAUCAUGCCACCACAUACCUAAGCCACACAUUGUUAUGAGGAAGAGAUGAAGAAGUAAUUAAUAACUGCCCAUGAUAUAUAAUGACAAGUGUUACUCUGAAACUCACAAAACUGUGAACGCCAAAAAUAUUUUGGGGAAUGUUAUUGUGUUGCAAAAUCAGCAAACAGCAAGAGUAAUUAGUUUGUAGUUUCAUGGCUUGCUUGCACAUCCUGAUCUUUGCUGAGAGUGAUCAUAACACAAUAAGCAUUUCUUUCCUAGGAUAUUUCAGUUUUCAUGGUUUCAUUAGUUUGACACAGUAAAUUUCUAAUGAUUUUAAAGCUCCCUAUUCACUGUUACUUAUCAAUGUUCUUAAAUUUACAGUUUGUCAUGUUAUUGCUGAUGAACUUCAAUGGGAAAUUAGCCAAGUUGAUCCAAGGAAGAUGUUAGAGGUAAUAAAAACUCUGGUAUUGAUAGAAAAAUAAAAUAAAUAUAAAAACAAUAACUUUAGUACUUUCCAAUUCUGGUUUUUCAAAGAUGUAGUUUGUUUUAACAUCUUUUCCUUAAGAAGUAAGGGCAAGAAAUGGGCUUAAUAUAAAAAUCACUGCUUUGUGACAAAUAAAAAAAUAGGUUUCCAAAGCAUAUAUUUUGAAAGUUACAAACAACAGAGAAGACUUUGAAAAACUGUCGGGCUUUGAACUGUUUUCAAAAACCCCAGUUUUCAUCCAUUAUUUUGACCCUCUUUAUCUCUUUUUGUACUUGCUGUGUUUUAAUUAGACAUUCAUCAGUGAUUGACUCAGUUAAGUGACCAGCUGCCACAGUUUGGCUUAAUGUUUGCCACAAUUUAGCAAAAUUCUUUAUUUUGUAGCACAACCCCUUUAGCCCUUCAAGUGUUUAAGUCUGAAGAGUGCCCAACAUCAAUUUACUCCCACCAGUAUCAAUACAAAUUAUCCAGAAAAAAAAUGUUAAGAAUUAUUAUUGAACUUAUUAGCAAGGAGAAAAUGUUUUGAUUAUUAAUGAAAUUCUCACAACUACUGUAUCACAGUAAAUUCUUUAAGGAAAGGUAUGGAGAUAAGUCUAGUGGAGAAUUUGUGUUUCGAUAUUGGAGCUUAACCCUUGAAGUCCCAAUAGUGACCAACAACAAUUUUCUCCUAACAAUAUCCAUACACUGUCGAGAGAUAAAGUUAUGAGAAUUAAUAAAAUAAUCAUCAUAGAGAAAAUUCCAUGAUCUUUUAUCAAAUUCUCUCAACUAAUUCUUAAAGGAAAUGUAUGGAGAUCAGUUUGGAGAAUUUGUAUGUGGAUAUUGGGGCUUAAAGGGUUAAAGGGUAAAUAUGCACUGGACUGUUGAUAUGAACGUUAAAUAACGGGCUCAUCUUUUUACACUUUUAAGAUUGAGAGUUUUAGAGUGGAUCCCAAGGGAAAUCAAAAAACUCGGAAGGUAAGGUAACCUUUACUUAUUCACACUGAACUGCCCUUGUGCAAUCUUGACCAGGCUAUGAUAAAUUCUACCGGGAGAAUUUCCUGCAGAAUGAAUGAAAUUUUUUAAGGCGAGCAUUCUGUUAACAGAAAGAAUAUAAUUAUGGAGGAGAAUAAAAGAAACUUUGAAACUUGAUGCAGAACAAAUAGAAAAUGUGUUGUGGAGUUAUUGCUGCGAUAAUUCACUGAAACGUGCUCACAAGAUCAACUAAAUAUGAGUGAUAUUGCACAAAGUAAAAUGAAUAACAAUUUUGUCCUGCAAAAUGUAAAAUAUCUAAUUAGUGCCUAGUGCCGAGAGCAAUUUCAAUAAUCGUAAACGAGAUUUAGGGUAAAAAGUUAAGUGGCGUCGUAGAUUCCAAUUGAGAUCUCGUCUCAGUACUCGCUUUUCUGUUUUAAAAAUAUUUCCACGUUCUUUAGCGUUAACGCGAAGAGGUUUUGCACAGACAUGAAGCUUUCAUCAGUUUCUCGCUCAAAGAUGUUUUAAUAGCACUGCAACACUGAGAAAUCUCUCCAAGCUAGCAGAAUGAAUCAAAACGGAAUAGGAGAAGUGACAAGAGGGAUGAGAAAAACUGACAAGUACGCAAAAAAGAAAAAAAAAAAAAGGAAAAAAGUAAUGCUCACUACGUAUGCCAAACCCCCAAAGCGGGAUUCUUGCACCAGUAAAAGAAAGCUAAGAGAUUUGGAGAGUUUUGGUUGGUUGUUAAAUGAUGUCUAAUAGGUAACGUAAGUAUCAGGUCUUCCUUACGAGUUAUGCAAGAAGAGAGAUAAAGGGAUGAAGCGGUCCUCGUUGUCUCCUUUUUUCACUUCUUUCUACCCUCCACCCCUCCCCCCAGAAACGCGUGAUACUCAGGUUGUGAUACAGGUUAUAUCACCAUCAUCGUUAUGCUAACUCUUGUGAAACAAGCUCGUGAUCUUCCAGUGAUCAUAUUCACAACCGUUUACCGUCUAAUAAGGUCAAUAUGAAGCACUGAAAUUUGCCAUCUUACUAUAUUUAUCAUCGUCAAGUACCCUAUUAACAUUACUGACCCCAGCCUGCAGUAAGCACUAGGAUGUGAGUCGCAUGUGACAUACAUCCUUCCAUCACACUUGGAAUUAGUUGAGUACUUUCGGAAAACACAAGAUACUUGCGCGAGUAGACUUGUUGCUUCCCUCUCCGAGGCUUUGCUUGGGAAAGGACGCUUUUCAAUUCAAGAAUAAGGGGAAGACAAGAAAAAAAUACGCGUGCGAAUAAACAGUUAUUACCGACAUACUGCUCAGUUGUUUAGGAGUGUUCAAAGGGUAAAACGCUCGCCCGGUGACUGGGAUUUAAUACGCUCUGUCCUCUCCUGUCGGAGACUUUACUUUUGUCCCAAGCGCGUGUCCUCCUACAAACAGAGCCGACAAAUUAAUUUCACAUGCUUGUAAGUUUCUUUUCACGUGAUAAUCUGCGAUGACUCGUUGACGCGUGGAUACAUGAUGCAGAAAAUGAUUUAUUAGAAUGUUAUUUCCGUCUUCUGUGGUUGAAGUGUUCGCAGUUUAAAAUCCAGUUGAAAUUUUGAAAUAUAUGUCUUUUAAAGUUCUGUUCUUCUCUCGCGUUCCUUGAAUUGUAACUUUGGCCAAGUAUUGCGUGUGUCUGGCGACCGCUGGGAAAGUCACGUCAUGUCUAGACAACCUGCGUGCGUCAAAAAAUAAUGGUUAUAGACUUAGUUUCGUCUACGAUCGUGUACAGCGAUAAUAGACAGAAAAGCAUUGCUAGCAAAGUCCAGUUUUCUCACCAAUAAUGAUCAAAAGUAGACUCUGCUAGCAGGGAAGCUCGUGGCGUGACGGUCAUUUCAUCUUGUGUUGUUCGAGACAACGUUAACGCGUUAAAUGUUUGCAGAAGGAUAAGGUAGGGAAGAUACAUAAGUAAUAAAAUAAUAUUACUGAAUUAUCCUCUCCCCAUGAGGGGCUUUUCAGUGAUAAAGAAGCACAACAAUACAAAAAACAAUUCAAAUUUCUUGUGAACAUAACAAGUAAAAAAUCCCAACUGGCAUGGCGAAACCUCCCCUGUGGGCUAGUCAACAGAGUUUAAUACGGGGCGGGGGAGGGGGUGGGGGGCUCCGCCCCAAUAUCCAACCCCUUACCCCUUUAUGUUCCAUUUUUAACAGAGAAAGGUACCCCUUUCGUAUAACUUCCACUGAAAAAUGGUGCUCCUUUUACAUAAGAGAGGUUGACCUUUCGCGGUCCGCACAGUGGCAAAAUCUGUCAAAGUAAGGCGAUACCUGACAAAAUUGAUCAAUGUUAUCAUUUAUUUCCAAUCAUUUCUCUACGUUUUAUUUUUCGCCCUAAUGGCUUUACAGCUUGGUAAAUAUAAGGACAAGAUGGCGUUCUCUUGCUGAAACACUUGUUGUCUUUGCAAGACAUUCUUGUCGGGUGUUAAUAAUGAGAAUUUCUUGUGCGCGGAUUAUGCUUCGGUUCCUUUCUUGGGGAGAGCCCAUGCUUAAGUGAAUCUUUUCGCUGAAAAACACGGUGCUUUUUUCCCGCCAGGUGUGGAUGGGUUUCCUUCGCAGUAGUAUCCCCCAAGCCUUGAAGUGGAUUCAUCUGGGCAGUUUUCACACUUACUGCUAACGAGUGACGCGCGAUAGGUGUUGCCUUGGCAACAAACAUCAUCGGGCGGUGAUGUUGGGACGGACGAUCUUGAACCUGCCAGAGACUUGCGAGGAAGUAUCCGAAGCGUUACCUUGGCAAUGAGGUAAAGGUCUGUCGUAGAGUUGGACGCUUUCCAUUCAACUUGCUGCCCUCCAGACUGGACAUUUAACGUGACCCUCCAUCUCGACAAUGUUGUAGGAAGAAGGCUAUCACCAGCCACGUUGGAGGUUGUGUGACAAAUCUUAGGAAGAUUGUUGCAGAGACUGUACGGAUUAGGAAUUUCGUUGGAGCAAGUUGAACUUCGAUAACCUUCUUGGUAUACUGUAACAUACGAUGUUUGUCGCUCUGGUAACUUGUACAGCACCGAGUUAUUUGUGUCUGCGGAGAUGAAGCUCCCCGUUUCGGCUGUGAGUACUAUACGGGUUGAUGUCUUCACUUUCUCGGAACCCGUCUUGUAUUCUUUGUUUGGCAAAAAUAGCUGGAAGUUCUCCACAUAUGCAGCGUGCGACUCACCAAUCAAACUUCAGUCAAACUGAUACAGCCAGGUCAGAUUUUGAGGUAGUCUGAACGAGACAGUCUUAUUUGUUGCUAACGUGUAAACGUUAAUGAAACCCAGAUCCCCGCUGUAUUGAGGCCUUGAUGGAAUGUGAACUGUCCGUUCGAUGGAGAUGUAGUGUCGAUGAUCUGUAAACGCCACAAGAUUGUCCAAGUCACUAUUGGUGAAGAGCCCACUUUCUGGCGAACAAGGCCCAACUGUUUGUCCCUCGUUUCUGUACUCGAGUUUGUCGCAGUAUAAAAAGGCUUGAGACUGAAUAAAAAGCUGUGUCAUCAAAAAUCCGCCUAAAAGUUGAUGGGCCUUAAACAUAUCGUUCGUUUGCCGUCCAAUGGAAGCAGCUAACUUCUUCGCUACAUUACCACGUACGACUCUGGAUAGGCUGUCCACUAACUCAAAUUGAAAUUCAAAAAUAUUCUCCCUCAGGGCGUCAAACUCGGCAAUUGUCCUCUCCAACUUUUCACACAAUAGAAACCCAUUAGCAACAGCCUUUCCUGUGGACCCUGCGAUUCCUUGUACCCCUUGUAACAGAUCGCAGGUCGAAUCUUUGAAAGCUCCCCACAAAGCUAUGUUACCCCUCAUCCGUUGCCUGUCUACUUUUGGCUGGUAAUUAGAGUAGUUUUCGAUAAACUCCUCUGCAUCAUCACCAAUGGUGUCUGCCGAGUUACUCUUUAUUUUGUUGACCAGUGUCUUCAAUGAUGCCAGUUGCUUUCGGUUGCUUUGCAGGUCAGUUCCAAUCUCUUCUGUAUCGGUAGCGAGCUCACCCAAUCUUACAACGAGUGUAAUUCCGUGUGCUAAUUUUGCUGCUGUAUCUGCAACGACCUUGGCCUGGUCUCGUAUUCCCAGAGUAUCAACGCCGGUGAAUAUCACUGAAAUGGGAUUUGACUCCUCUAAUAUCUUCGUAACGAGAGCUACCGUCUCCUCGACCAACUGAAUCGACAAAAGGCUUGUCAUCGCAAUCAUUGCCGCUUUAACGUGGUCUUUUACCUUGUUUUGCAGCGCAGUGUAUCUGCUAUUAAAAUCGUCAAGUUUGCCUCCUAUAAACUCCACGUCAGCGUUUGCUAUGCCUUAAUCAAACUUCGCGAUGCCUUGGAAGUAAGAAGAAAUACCUUUGACAUGUGCUUCCAUGUUUUUGUUUAGCUGAUCAAUGGCGCUCAACACCUGGGUAUGUUUAAUAGCUUCCUGUUUCAGCUGAAUUAUUCUGGCGUGGUCCACAUUCUCAUGCAAAGUAAGAUCCCUGGUAUUUCCUCUUUGAAGUCGUUCAUUCUUAAGUUUCUUUAGUAAAAGGUAACUUGAAUAAAACUCCAUAACUUCACAACCCGCUGGAGCUUUUAUUUCUCGACAAGCAUAACCGGCCCUGGAAAAAUUCUCCUCGUUCUCACUGAUAAUCUUCAUGGCUUCUCCGAUUUGGUGUAAGCUCUUCUCGCAAGGGCAUCUUUGUAAAAGUGAUCAAAUGGUUUCAAUGGGAGCAUGCUCAGAAAGUUUUUUACCAUAUCCACCUGUUUAGCAAUGCUGUCUAGCGUUUCCUGCAUGUCACAUCCAUUCCCUCCAGAGCAUCUGUCCGGACAAAAUUUGUCCACGAUUGCAAAGAUUAUUUUAUACCAAAUCACUCCGAUCAUCAGAGGAAUGGCCUUCUCUACGUCACAUUUGUUGUUUUCUCCGCACGCAUUGGUGGAACUUGAAUAAAAGGAAAUGGAGCAGUUCGAAAGGGUCGGGCAAACGUUCUUGACUAUUAAUGCUGGGACAUUUCGGGGUGGUAGUUUGGCGCACUCUCUUUUUAAGGGUAAAACAUACCCGCUUUUUUCAAGCAACGGAUCUUUCUGGGUAACCGGAUAGACAUCAUCUAUGAGGUUUCCAACCAGGCGUACAAAAUCAGAGUUGAAUUUUCUUUUAAGACUUGGGCUAUCCAGGAAAUUUUGUUUUAUUCGGUCUGGUAAAUUGUUGUAUUUCAUACUGUGAAGUGUAUCAUGAAUAUACAUUGCAUGUGUAUUGGUCGCUUCUUCGUGCAGUUUACUUCUGAUUAGAAACUGCUCGAGCACUGGAAUCAUCUUGGUGAAUAGCAGCAUGUAGCACUGCCACUUUCCCAUUUCACGAGGACACCCAUCGCCUCUACUAUCCAUUCCCCAUCGAAGUUCUGAGUAAUCAGGAGUGAUUUUUAUUAGACUUCUCAACAAAUUGCCUGUGUCAGAUAACCAUGGGUCCUUACCAUCGACAGGAUGGAAAAUCGUUACCACAGCUAAAAUUAUAGCGAAUACUACGGUGACUGGUAACCGCAUUUUGUUUCUGGAUCUGUUUGAUUCUUCCAGUCCAGUCUUGUUUCCAAGUGCAAUAAUGAUGUAUCUACCUGAGUAAAUACUCUUAUCGAUGGAAUAUGUCAUUUAUUUACUCAUCAUGAAAUAAUUUCGUCAAUGUAUGAAAACGGGUAUCUGAUGGUUUACUUUUCCUUUUUGGUCGUCUUUUUCGAAGCGUAAAAAGUUAAGUACAAAUGGGCUGUCCAACCAUUGUUGGUAGGCUGAUUUCUGUUUUGUGGUGUUACUAUUGUUCAGUGUCUUUUCAAUCUUUUUUUUAGUAUUAAGUUAUUUGGUGAUCUCAUCCGCCUGAAAAACCAAGAAACUAUAUCGGAGAAAUAAAGAUGCUGUUGUUAUCAAAUAGUUUAGUCUUUUACUUUAAUUUCUAGAUCCUUUUUCUCAAACUUCUUGGACUCUCUUAUAAUAGAAUCUGUUUUGAAAGUACAACAAAAGAAAUUUACCAGUAUGUGUUAAAUUAACUUGAUGACAAAAUUGCAACGUUUUGUAAAGUUAACCGCCCCAAAAGCUUUGUCUUGCAACUUACGAAGAAAAGCAACGUCCAUGCGCGGGACUGCAUACUGAAAUUUAAUUAGUGUUCUUUGCAUUCCGAUAUUUUGAAAUGACAACUAUUUUAUGUAAGUUUAUUUCUAUUUUCAUUUAAAUUUUUAUUGAAACUUCCGAAGGGUUAAGAAGUUGUGGUAUAAAUAAUUGAUACAAGAUAAAGGACCUUUCAAGUGGGAUACCAAAAUUGCUUUAACUAUCUUAAAGCAAAUGUCAAAGCUUAACCAGGCAGAUCAAAGCAGAAACACAAUUACUCAUUACAGUUUGUUGCUAAUUUCAAUUUUUUGGUGUAGGAAGCUGCCACGUUGAAAACCGGGCGAGGGAUUUUACGAUCGGACGACACGACGACAUCGAAAGCGUAAAAAAGACAGUAGGUUUCGUAGGCAAAGCAAAAACUUUGCACGUGCAUCGCACUUUUUUGUACAUUUAUUUGCCCUUUUUGUACGAAUACGACGUAAAAUUGCCUAAUUUUACGUUUUAUAAAGAACGUAAGCAAGCGACGACGAAAUUUUAUUUCUCUUUCUGAACUUGGAUGUCUAGUGUCUCUAGGGAUUCAAAUCCAACAGAGUUCGCCUACAUUCGACAAAGUAAGUGGAAAGAAAUAAUCGCGAUAAAAACUGAAAGAACGCAAAUUCACUUUUUAAGCGACGUUUUCGUUACUAUCGCGUCCUUGGAUAAGCUCCCUAAUAAAAAGGUGGUCUGUGGUCACCCCUUGACACAGUUAUGACAACGUAAUUUGUAAUUUUAACUUUUAAAUGUGUGGGUGAAAUCCUGUGAUGUUAACAUUUAAAUGAAACCUUAUUUGUAGAACUUUGGCACGGUACAAUUCAUUUCUUAUGAUUUUACACAAAGAAAUUUAAUUUUUCUGUGACUGUUUUACAUGGGCUACACUAAUUAGGAGUGAAGGUUUUAAGGGUUCUCUGAACCUCUCUAUGGGUAGCCUUUACAGUUACACAGACGUUGUUUUUUUUUACUUUCCCCCCACCUCCCGCAGUUUUUAUUUUCAUACGCGCGCACGACAAUCUCUAAAGAGGAAAUAGAGGGUCUGGGAACAGGCUUUUCUAUGGGUUCCUGUGGUCUUCGCUUUAGUGAAGCGGCCGGUUUUUCAUCCAAUCUACGGUUUUUGAACACAUUCUCGCUUGCAUAUGAAAAAUUGCCUUGUGCUGUAGCGCCAUAGCGAGCUCUUUUUGGUAGGUUUCUUUUCUGUCAUCACACGUCUAACCUUGUCUGUCAACCGUGAUCAGAAUGUCAAUGCGAUCAUCGCUCUAAUAUCUAGGAUCGUCGUUUCAUCAAUAGGGAACGUUGCAACUUUGAAUUUGUCAGCAGUAUCCUAGCCUGCGUGGCAGGCGUUCGAAAGGGAAGGGAACCACACGCUCUCGCGCGCGCCCAAAUUCCCACUUCCCCUUUCAACACCGGCCACGCAGGCUAGCAGUACCCAUACAAAGCAUUUUCUCUCAGUAUGGCCACUUGCUGGAAUCUAUUCACGGUCUGCGCAUUUUACUUUGGACCCGCUUAUUAAAAGCCGGCCGGUGUUCUUUGAGUUGUACAUUUUUAACCAUGUCACUACCUCACUUUUUAUAUUAGUUUGGUUUUGCAUAUUUCGGAUAUACACUUUUAGUGAAAAUGCCCCAGAAAUGAGGUUAUUUCUUCAGUCUUGGUUACUUAACGAAUUUUGGUUAAGAACAGGGCUGAGUUUCAGUGCGUUCCAAAAAUAUCCAUCAUUUCAAAGAUUCUUCCUUGGAAGCUAUUGGUCACCUGUCUCACCUGUCCAAACUAUGGCUCCUUUGUAAAUUCUCAGACACGCAUGAACUUCGAGAUAUUUAAGUGGGAUAAUUUUAUGUUUCAAGAAAAUAUAAGCAACUGUUAUUGAUUUGAUUGGCGCAUUUCAAAGAGGAAAAAGCUAGUAUCAUGAUAAACAAAAAAGACGAUAAAUUUGUUGGGAAAGUGAACUAUUUCUUUUAGGAGCAAUUUCGGUAUCAAAAUGCAAGUUUGUUUUUACCGGGGUGAGUUACUUUGUAGUUAUUGUUUGAGCAGUUGCCCUUCCGCUUCGCCACCUUUGUAGACAAAUUUUAAGACUGAAAAACGUAAGGUUAUAGUGGAUAAUAUUUCAUGGACUUUUUAUUGUUAUUCUUUUGAUCUCUCAUGGAAUUCAAACGUAUGAGUGAUUGUCUUCGUUUGACGAUUACUUCAAAUCCCUGUUGGAGGGGAAAUAGGUUGACCACGGACUUGAUGCGCCCUUAAUUUUUGUAGUUGUAAAAUAUUUUAAAGUAAUAAGCAUUUAACUACUGGUCUUUUUCUCAAAACACUUUGCAAUGCAAGAUUUGUUUAUAGGCACUGUGUGAGAGGGUAGGUCGUAAAGACAAAAUACAGUACUUCUUUAGAUAUGUGAAUGCUAGUGUCAUUUCCAUAAUACAUAUUCUUUUAAGCUACAUUGUACUGCUGUACUGUUUCACUCACCCAGUAGGUUAGCGUCUUUUUCCUUUUAAUUUAGUUUCUUUCUUUCUCUUUUCUUUCUUUUAUUAAUAUUUUUUUUUUAUUCUCUGCCCACUGUGAAAGUAGAAAAAAAGUUUUAAUAGUUAAAAGAACAUGUAUUUGUAAUUUUUUUUGUAAUUGUUUUUGUUUUUUAAGCAAAUAAAAUUUAAAAAAAUGGAUUAACUAUUAACCGAAAAACCUGUGAUAACCUGCAAAACUUGAAAUCCUGCUGUUGUAUUCGGUAGCCGAUCUCUCUUGGGAAAGCUUGCCCAGAGUUGGCAUUCAUUCGACGUAAAUAAAAGCUUGUGUUUUAAGCACAUGCCUAGAGACAGUGCAUGUUACUCUUAAACACACUGUAUACUACAAAAAACCUUCGAUGUAAUAAAACUCUUCUCAUCGAUCAAAUUUUCUCAUUGCCAUGGCACUCGCAAGUAAUGUUAGUUCCAUUUUAUUUUUAGACUUGACCAGGUCUGUAAGUCUCCGGCUUUUCUAAGCUGAUAGCGUUUUGCUCUGUUUCAGAUUCAGUAUGCCAGAUCAGAGACCCACCUCAUAGAACAACUGGAUAGUAUGUGCGAAAAAAUGAACAAUUACGCGGAGUCAUCUGACCCUGCCACUGGCAAGAAGUCUUACAUCAGAACAUCAUCGCGCAAUGGGGAGGCUGUAACUUUAAGUAAUGUGGCCAUUAGUGGAGAUAUAGCAAAAAAGCUCAAACAUGCAGUAAGUAACUUUUAUGCGUAUUAAGUAUAACUGAAAUCUCAAUGGUAGUAAUAUUAUGCACUAAUCCUGUUGACUUCUUUUUUAGUUGUUGUUUGACAUUAGUUGGUAGUAUCUGUUUCAAGGGUCAGGUGAAAUCACUCUAAAGGAGAUGAAUUCUCUUGCCCAACGUUUCUGGGACUCUGCCCUCCUACUCCUCUCCUAAGCCAACAUUAACACUUACUUCUCACUUAGGGCAAAAUGAUGGUCAGGGGAGGGGUAGGUGGUCAGUUUCCCAGACACGUAUAACUAUCCCAAGAAAGAAUGUAAAGCCUAACAAACCCAAUCUGCCACGAGCCACCACUACAUAAUUACUUGGUUUUAUAUUUGUGUUACCUUCUCUUAUUGCUUGUUACUAAAAAAGCACAUUUUUCUUUAGUGUGAGAGUAUAAUUGAAGAUUAUGAUGACGACAUUAUUGCAACUUUCAAAAAAGAACGUAAAGAUCCCAAGAAAUACAUGUGUAGGACAACAACUGGUAAGAAAUGUAUUCCCCUGCUGUGUCAUGUGAUGUCAUUUGAGUUCCCGUUUAUAUUGAAAAAAAAAAUGUUCUAGGUAGAAGGAUCACUCGAUCCCCUACCCAAGCUACCCUGGUGGAGCCAUCUUUUCAUACAUUUAUUUACAAAACGUGGCGAACCGUUAACAUAGAAACAAAACGUUGGCUCGACUAGAAGGGUUACCUGCGUAGCGGGGUCACCCUUUUGUGAUGGUAGGAUCACCUUCCUAACCGGGCCUACUUUUCUCCAUAUAAACAUUUAGCUCGUCCAGCCGGGUCAACUCAGUCAAAGCGAGUUAAACAGAGCAUGCGCGAACGCUGUUAGCUCGGGCAAAAGGGUCAACAUUUUCAAGUCUCAUGCUAACGCUGGCGUAAGGUGACUCAGCUGGGAGGGCGACCCGAUAAACCCUCAAUUUAGGUUUCUGAGAAACUGCCCACCUACCCCUCCCCUAAGCUAACAUUAACACUUACUUCUCACUUUGGGCAAAAUGAUGGCUUAGGGGAGGAGUAGGUAGGCAGUUUUCCAGAAACCUAAAUUGAUGAAGACCAAAAAUCCCAUCUGAAUGCGUAUGCAAUAGGCCUGUUUUUCGAGGUUACCCCUAGCCUCAUUUUCAAAUGAAAAACAAAACUUUGCCUUGAAUUUUCUUUUUAGUGUCGUACAAAUAAAACUUGUUUUUUCUCAAAAGCAUUUGCAGUUAGUUCCGUUUUAAAAGUGAGGGUUUUUGGAACUUUUUCAGUUACCCGAAAAGAGGCAAAUGCUAUUAUUGUUGUUUGUUUUGAUGAACAAAUGAUUUCUUUUGUGCGCUUGUUUGUUUCAUUUUUAGGUUUGUGCAUUGAUGACGAUGAUGAUGAGUUCACAGAAUCUGAUUACGACGACGAUAAUGAUGACGGUAACAACGAGGAUGAUGCAACAGAUCACGAUGAACUUUGACCUUAAUUUUCUUAAUGAAAAUCAGUUUGGGAAAUAGACCUCUUUAUCUUGCAAUGAAGUCCCCAGUGGAAUUGGACUUUGACCCUUUGUCGUUUCUUAAAUUAUUGCACGUGAAUACGAGGAAAUUUGAAAGAAACAGUUCUCAGGAGUAUUAUCACAAAACCAGCUUUGGGAAAACAAAUCGUACAAGCUGAAGAGGUCUAUUACGCAGCAAUUUGCGUGGAUCCAUUCAGAUUCUUUUUUAUUAUUCUAUCUCGAAAGCAAGUAUUAAUUAACCGGAAGUGUCUUUGCAAUGAUAAAACAUCAAUCGUUGUCGGUAUUGUAAAUGCAAUCUA